CUCCAGCACGCUCAUCCGUCUGCUAAAGAAACGCGUGUUUUGACGCAGAAACCGAGCACAGACUCUGUACUUCACACGAAGACGCGUUAAACCAAGCGUUAUGGAAAACUAAACCUUCUUGAACCCAGCUCUUUAACUCCGGCCGCCCUUCCUGCGUUCAAACUACUUGAGUAAAAAGAGGGAGGAGCCGCUAAAAUCAACUUCGGUUCAUAUAUUAUCAUAAGAAGCCAGCGCCCUGCCGCUUCUGCACGAGCAGCUCCUCCGAGACGAAGUUGACCGGUCCGGCAGAAUUCGCCAACUCUCAGCGGCGCGAUGGGGGAUUUGAUCUCGACUCAUCUGGACGAAGCCAAACGGGAGGUGAUAACAGCACGGACAGGGGAGGUGAUGGGAGAGUUUGGUCGACUAUAUGAACAGCAGUAUGCAGUCGCUCUCUUUAACAAGAUGCGCUUCGACAUCGAGGGUGGAGGAGGACCUCAGAAUCAGCUCCUACACAGGAAGGUGCCUCUUAAGAAUAAGUCCAUCUUCUCGGGUGCUUUGUUCCAGUAUCUAGAAGAGAACAAAAAAUGGAGGAAUCGUUUUUUAUUUAUUCCUGACUCCUAUAACAUCAACUAUUAUGAAAACAAACAGGCCCAUGACAGAGGGCUUCAUCCUAAAGGCACCAUUAACUGUGCUGGCUACAGGGUCCUGACCUCUAUGGAAGAAUAUCUUGAGCUCCUUAACACAAGCCUACCAGGUGUAAAAGCUAAAGUUGGCAGUUCUCCAUUCCUGAAAUGUGCAACACAGUUUCCCCUCAUUCUCUGGCAUCCUUAUGCUCGUCACUACUAUUUCUGCGUGGUGACUGAGAAGGAGCAGCAAAAGUGGAACGCCGUCUUCCAAGACUGCGUCAGGCACACAAACAAUGGACUGCCUGAGGAAUGUAAAGUUCAGACCCCCGCGUUCACAGACGCAGUGCGACUUUAUCGACAGGCUCAUGGUCACUAUGGAACCUGGGACAUGAUGUGUGGGACGCCUCCACAGAUCCUUGCCAAUCUUGUCAUGGAGACCCUCCUCCCUGAGAUGAGAGACCUCAUUACCCCCAAACUGAAGGGCAAGAUGCAUGAGAGACAGAGGAAUUGGAUGAUGAUAUCAGAUGCUGUAUACGGGCUGGUUCAGAGCCAGACUCAGGCGCAGUAUGAAGCAGUAGUGCAGAGCUGUGAAGCAGGGCGCCCUCCACUGGAGACCACCAUCCGCACCGACAUGGACCAGAUCAUCACUUCCAAAGAACAUGUGACCAGCAAAAUAAGAGCGCUUGUGCUGCCCAAGGCAGAGAAGCUUCUGAAGGUGAGUAUCCAGCCGUACAUCAGCUCAAUCCUGGAGGCGCUGAUGGAGCCCACCAGCAGAGGCUUCUUCGAGGUGCGAGACUUGUUCUUCAGAGAACUGAUAGACAUGAGCAAGAACCUCCUCAAUGGUGGCAACAAGGAAAAACUUGGAGAGCACAUGGAGAAGAUCUCCAUGCUAGCCUUCCAUCCUGUGAAGAUGCAGAGCUGCUAUGAGAAGGUGGAGACCCUGAGUUUAGAGGGGCUUCAGCAGCGCUUUGACGUUUCCAGCCCCUCUGUGUUUGUCCAAAGAGCCCAAAUCCUAAUGCGAGAGCAAAUGGAUGAUGCGGUGUACACAUUCGAGCACCUCCUGCACCAGAGUUUGGAGGGCCAGGAACAGGAGGAACUCUGUAAAACCAUCCAGCGCUGCCAGGAUCGUGUCAUCAAGAAAUUUGACUACGACAGCAGCACGGUUCGUAAGAAGUUCUUCAGAGAGGCGCUUCUGCAGAUUUUCAUCCCUUACAUGCUGAAACAGCUCUCCCCAUCAUGCUCUGCUGAACUCCCUCGUUUCCAGGAGUUCAUUUUUGAGGAUUUCUCUCGCUUCAUUCUGGUGGAAAACAUAUUUGAGGAGGUGGUGCUGCACACAGUCAUGAAAGAUAUAAUGAUGGCUGUGAAGGAAGCAGCUGUCCAGAGGAGACACAACCUGUACCGAGACAGCAUCGUUUUGACCAACAGCGACCCUAACCUUCACCUGCUGGGGGAGAACCCUCCCAUUGACUGGGCUGAGGAAUAUGGAGGAGGCCAGGAGGAGAUGGCUGGAGAGAACACAGGAGAUCUGGAAACUCAAAAACGGCGCAGAAUGAAGCAGGUGGUUUCCAUGAUCCAGAUAGAAGGCAAUGCCUCUGUGCUGCCCAAUGAAUCAUGCCUGGAAGUGCCCACUGUAGACAAUAUUCCAGAAGAAGAGACAGAGGUCCGUUCAGAGAUCUCAUUGUCCCAAAAGUCUGUGCCCAAUGGAACCAAAGAGGAUGUGAACAAAAAUGCGGUGGAGGAAGAAUCGCCAACAAACAGAAGUAUAGUAAAAGAGGAAGAAAGCACAAGGUCACUACAAGACAUUGGGAGCAAGUCGGCCAUAGACUGUGCCAUACAGGAAAUCGACAAAGCAGUACAGGAAGAGGAACAUGAAGUCAGGACACUGAAAAAUGCAGAGUCGUCAUCCUCAAAAGAGGAAACAGCCGAGGAGGUAAAACCCACCUCAAAUUGUGAAGCAGGGACACAACUCAAUCCAGCAGACACAAACAUAGAUACAACAUCAUGCACAGAGAAGCCUUCGGAUUCGCCGGUAAGGGAAGAGGAAGCAGUGACACCAGCAGACCAGCAAGAAAAUCACAUUACGGCAAGCUCUCAAGACUCCCACACGGAGAAACCCUUCGCUCCGGCACAGCAUGACGACAGCGGAUUCCAGUCACCCACUAAUGAAGCAGCAGAGGAGCAACAGGCGGGAACGGAAGAAUGCAAUGACUUUGAAACAGGAGAGGACACUGGGAAAGGAGAAAGUGCACGUAUGGAUCACCAGUGAAAUAUCUCAUGGACAUGUUCACUUAUUGUGUUUAUGCCUGGAAGUGAGUUAGUGCAUUUUUGCUGUAAAAAACACUUCUUUUUUUUUUUGUCUCACUACUCUGACUGUAUAGGCAUUACUGUCUAUAUUUUUUUUGCAUGCACACUGUCGCAUUUUUUUUUUUUUUUUGCACUUGGAACAACAUCACUCUUAGUUAGAGCUGGGCUCGAAUAUGAACACUUUCUAGGUCAAAAUCUCUUCACCUUUCCAUUUAUGAUAUUCACCUUUUAUCAGAGAUCUCCGUUCCUAGUUAAGUAUUAUUAUUUUUUUUUUUGUACGUAUUAUUUCAUUCCGCCUCAUGAAGAUAGUAUGCGGUGCCUUUAUUUAAAUCUGCGUGCAGCAUCUGAUGCUUAUUGUUAAUGACAAUCAUGCCUUUCCAGAUUUCAAACUGAAGACACUGAAUUUUAUUUAAAAUCAACUUUUUAAUCAAUGUUUGUUUUAUGCAUCAGUGAGAUGGUGAAUCAAAGUAACUACGGGAUGUCUGUUGAGUUCCCUGCGCAGGAGAUGUUUAGCUGGUGAACUAAUACUUGCUGGAAUGAAAACAAGCUACAUCUAGUGUAAGCUUGUUUAAGAUUGGAUAGUUGCUGGCAUUGCUGCAGAUGGUGGAGUAAGCAUUAUUUUCUUAAACACUGCCAUCAUUUCUUGUGAUUAUGGAAUUGACAGCAUAGAUUUUUCGUUAACCGGAUCAAGCAAGUGUAACUGACUGUAAGCCAUUUUUUAUAUGGUGUCUUUUCCUUCCUUUUUCAUUGCUCAAUCUGUGGGUUGUUUUUUGUUUUUUUUUUUUUAAAGUGCGUUUGGUAAUUGCAUUAUGAUAGUACUGUCUGGGUUGCACAUGCACGGUAUAGUACAAGAUGCUGCUCUUAUCGCUUGUGCAUCCUUGUGGAAAUAAGUGUCAUGUUAUGAUGCUUUGAUUUAAAUUCAGUUGGCUUACGUAAAGGGGAAUCCAGCAUGUGAUUCAAUUGAUAUUGGUUUUAAUACAGCACAACUGUUCAAAUUGAGCUUACAAAGAAAUUUAUGCGUAAAAUGUUAUCAAUAGGCUCCGACUUGUGUAUCUGACCGCAAAGGCUUCCUAAUUUCUUCUGACAGUUUUUAAAGAGUUUUAUCUAUAAAAUGAAAACAACUUCAACUUUUAAUUGAGGUAAUUGGACAAUUUAUUUAUUAGUUACAGCACUUGGUACUAUGUGUAUUAUCAUUACCUUUUUAAUUGUAGCCUGCACAAAUCCUUUUGUGUUUUUAUUGUAUUCUGUUUUGGAACAAUAAAUCAAUAUCACUGA
Puntigrus tetrazona (Sumatra barb) is the source of this 4184-nucleotide messenger RNA. RefSeq names its product niban apoptosis regulator 2b (gene niban2b). Lineage: Eukaryota; Metazoa; Chordata; Actinopteri; Cypriniformes; Cyprinidae. The transcript has 14 exons. The record is from RefSeq and is a predicted model, not a curated record. Bases 313 to 2871 code for a protein of 852 amino acids.